Messenger RNA from Dracunculus medinensis (Guinea worm), 2358 nucleotides. The record is from the annotation of a GenBank genome assembly. NCBI's taxonomy places the organism in Eukaryota, Metazoa, Nematoda, Chromadorea, Rhabditida, Dracunculidae.
AUGGAUGUUGGAAGGUUUCUGUUAAAAUCAUGUGUGGCAAUUCAUUUGGAUAAUAAUGACGAGAAAUUUUUCCUAUUGGUUUAUAUGGCUCAAAAACUGAUGGCAUUAGUUAAAGGAGAAUGCUCACCUGAAACACUUGAUAAUCCACAUUCUGAAAUACUUCAUACUUUACGAUCCCAUCGUAUUAGUGAAUUUACAAGAAGUUUGGAAUAUUUUUUGGCUACGGGCAAUUUGAUGUCUCAUGCUUUAUUUGCUUUCCAACAAAAUUCUGGUUUUUCUGUCAUCGCUGAACGAAUUAAUUAUUUAAGAUUUGUUUCACAUUUCAGAGCCAUUCAUCGUGGUGCAUUUUUUACGCAAAUGCGCACUACUGAUGUUCGUAAACUUCGACCUGAAGCUUGGGGCUUCAUAUGCCCUGUACAUACUCCUGACGGUGCUCCUUGUGGUCUUCUCAAUCAUGUCACUGCUGAUACUGAUGUUGUCACUCAUUAUUCAGAUAACAAGGGUGUCAUUUCAUUUUUAGAUGAAAUGGGAAUGCUUAGGCAUAAUAACCACUUUUUUCUGGCAGAUGUCGAGAUAUAUUCCGUUCUUAUUGACGGUAAUUUUGUUGGCUUUAUACGUUUUGAUGAUGCCGCUUUAAUUGAAAAACGAUUGCGAUAUGCUAAAGUUUCAGUUGAUGACAGCCGUGUUCCAUACGUUUCAGAAAUUGUUUUGGUAAAACGUUCGCCAGAUCCAAUUAAUAUUCAAGGUCAAUAUCCUGGUCUGUAUAUUUUCACUGAUCCAGCUCGUCUUAUUCGGCCAAUUAGAAAUUUGAAGUUGAAUCGUACCGAAUACAUUGGUACUUUUGAGCAAGUUUAUUUAUCAAUAUGCAUUGAUCCGAAUGAAGCAGAAGAAGGUGUCACUCUGCAUCAAGAAUUGUACCCUAGUUCUUUAUUCAGUUUUUCUGGUAAUUUAAUACCAUUUCCUGAUCAUAAUCAGUCACCAAGAAAUCUUUACCAGUGUCAAAUGGCAAAGCAGUCAAUGGGAGUUCCAGUUCAUGCUUGGAAUUAUCGGGCAGAUAAUAAAAUGUAUCGUCUUCAGUUUCCUCAAAAUCCGAUUGUGCAACUUGACAAUUAUAAAAAAUAUUGUAUAAAUGAUUAUCCUAUCGGUACCAAUGCAUGCGUUGCUGUGAUUUCUUACACAGGAUAUGAUAUGGAGGAUGCUAUGGUUAUUAAUAAAAGCUCUUAUCAGAGAGGUUUUGCACAUGGGUCAGUAAUCAAGGUGGAACGGAUAAAUCUAGCAGCAGAGAGCGGUGAUGUGAAUCGUUAUUUUUUUGCGGAUCCUCAGAAGUCCUUAAAAUCAAUCGACACAGAUGGAUUGCCCAUUCCAGGACGUCUUUAUAUGGAAGGUGAUCCAUAUUACUCGUUUCUGGAACUUGAAACAAAUUCUUUUAAAGUGAAGAAAUUCGAACAUAGUGAACCUGCUUAUUGCGGGCUUGUUCGAAUUCUUGAAGCAGAUGAUCUUGUUAAUACCAAAGGCAAAUGUCAUGCACUCAUUCAAUGGCGAAUUCAACGUAAUCCCAUAAUUGGUGAUAAAUUUGCAUCAAGGCAUGGUCAGAAAGGAAUCAAUUCGUUUCUGUGGCCUGUUGAAUCAUUACCUUUUUCUGAAAGUGGUGUGGUUCCUGAUAUUAUUUUUAAUCCGCAUGGUUUUCCAUCUCGAAUGACUAUCGGUAUGAUGAUCGAAAGUAUGGCAGGAAAAGCUGCAGCGAUGCAUGGUUCAAUUUAUGAUGCUUCGCCCGAGAAGCACACAGCGAUCGAUUAUUUUGGAGAACUAUUAACUCGUGCUGGCUAUAAUUUUUAUGGUAAUGAAACUAUGUAUUCAGGGGUAGAUGGACGAGAAAUGGAGGUCGAAAUUUUCUUUGGCAUAGUUUAUUACCAACGUUUACGCCAUAUGAUAGCUGAUAAAUUUCAAGUACGUGCUAGUGGUCCAGUGGAUCCAGUUACUCAUCAGCCGAUAAAAGGUCGUAAAAAAGGCGGAGGUAUAAGGUUUGGAGAAAUGGAAAGAGAUGCUAUGAUCGCUCAUGGAACAGCUUUCGCAUUACAAGAUAGACUUUUAAAUUGUUCCGAUCGUGAUAUUUCUAAUAUUUGCGCAAAUUGUGGAUCUAUAAUUUCUUUGAUGAAUCAACCUCGUGGCAGUUUUUCCUAUAGUAGCAAAAAGGUGAUAGAUCACACCGAACGCUGUUUCUGUUUAAUUUGUAACAAAGACGAUAGGGUGCACUCCGUCCAAGUUCCUCGGAUAUUACGAUAUUUGUCUGCAGAAUUGGCCGCAAUGAAUGUUUGCAUCAAACUUGAUGUAAAGCAUCCAUCUCAAAUGACCAACUAA